AUGUUCAGAAACGCUUUGCGGCAGUCUAGCCGCACCGUCGCGGCUGCCUCUGCCACUGGCAGGAUCGCUUCGGCUCGCGCGGCUGUUCCCGGCCCCCUCUCUGGCGCCUCCAAGCAGAUCCGUUCCUACGCUGCUGAGGCCAAGGCUGCUCCCACUGAGGUCUCUUCCAUCCUUGAGCAGAGAAUCCGUGGUGUUCAGGAGGAGGCUGGUCUUGCCGAGACUGGACGUGUCCUUUCCGUCGGUGACGGUAUCGCUCGUGUCCAUGGCAUGACCAACGUCCAGGCUGAGGAGCUGGUCGAGUUCGCCUCCGGCGUCAAGGGUAUGUGCAUGAACCUCGAAGCCGGCCAGGUCGGUGUCGUGCUUUUCGGUUCCGACCGUCUCGUCAAGGAGGGUGAGACUGUCAAGCGUACCGGAGAGAUUGUCGAUGUCCCCGUUGGUCCUGAGAUGCUCGGCCGUGUCGUCGACGCUCUCGGUAACCCCAUCGAUGGCAAGGGUCCCAUUCCCACCAAGGUCAAGAGCCGUGCUCAGCUCAAGGCCCCUGGUAUCCUGCCCCGUCGCUCCGUCAACCAGCCCGUCCAGACUGGUCUGAAGUGUGUCGACUCCAUGGUCCCCAUCGGCCGUGGUCAGCGUGAGUUGAUCAUUGGUGACCGUCAGACCGGUAAGACCGCUGUCGCCCUUGAUGCCAUGCUGAACCAGAAGCGCUGGAACAACACCUCCGACGAGAGCAAGAAGCUUUACUGCAUCUACGUUGCCGUCGGUCAGAAGCGUUCCACCGUCGCUCAGCUCGUCAAGACCCUCGAGGAGAACGACGCCAUGAAGUACUCCAUUGUCGUUGCUGCUACUGCUUCCGAGGCUGCUCCUCUGCAGUACCUUGCUCCCUUCACUGGCUGUGCCAUGGGUGAGUGGUUCCGUGACAACGGCCGCCACGCCGUCAUCAUCUACGAUGACCUUUCCAAGCAGGCCGUCGCCUACCGUCAGAUGUCCCUGCUGCUCCGUCGUCCCCCUGGUCGUGAGGCCUACCCCGGUGACGUUUUCUACCUCCACUCUCGUCUCCUUGAGCGUGCCGCCAAGAUGAACGAGAAGCACGGUGGUGGUUCCCUCACUGCCCUCCCCGUCAUUGAGACCCAGGGUGGUGAUGUCUCCGCCUACAUUCCCACCAACGUCAUCUCCAUCACUGACGGUCAGAUCUUCUUGGAGUCUGAGCUGUUCUACAAGGGUAUCCGUCCCGCCAUUAACGUCGGUCUGUCCGUCUCCCGUGUCGGUUCCGCUGCCCAGGUCAAGGCCAUGAAGCAGGUCGCCGGUUCCCUGAAGCUGUUCUUGGCUCAGUACCGUGAGGUUGCUGCCUUCGCCCAGUUCGGUUCCGAUCUCGAUGCCUCCACCAAGCAGACCCUCAACCGUGGUGAGCGUCUCACCGAGCUCCUCAAGCAGAAGCAGUACUCCCCCAUGGCUGUUUCCGACAUGGUUCCCCUGAUCUUCGCUGGUGUCAACGGUUUCCUUGACAGCAUCCCCGUCGCCAAGAUCCUCCAGUGGGAGUCUGACUUCCUUGCUCACCUCAAGAGCAACCACCCCGAGAUCCAGGAGACCAUCGAGAAGGAGGGCCAGGUCUCCAAGGAGCUCGAGGCUCAGCUCAAGGAGAUCAUCCCCACCUUCAACAAGUCCUUCAACGCAUAG
This is a messenger RNA of Aspergillus niger, 1671 nucleotides long. RefSeq lists its product as uncharacterized. The record is from RefSeq and is a predicted model, not a curated record. The transcript has 5 exons. The coding region runs from base 1 to 1671 and encodes 556 amino acids. Gene Ontology annotation, biological process: proton motive force-driven ATP synthesis; proton transmembrane transport. NCBI's taxonomy places the organism in Eukaryota, Fungi, Ascomycota, Eurotiomycetes, Eurotiales, Aspergillaceae. Gene Ontology annotation, molecular function: ADP binding; ATP binding; proton-transporting ATP synthase activity, rotational mechanism.